GGCAGCCUUGUAGAUCAAGUAGUGAUUAGGGCUGAGAGAACAUGGCAGGAGUAUAAUUUUUCACAGGGUAUAAUGUGUAUUUUUACUGUCAAUAUGUGCUUUGUGGAUAGUUAACAGCGGAAACUAACGGAGUAACUUAAACAAGGGACAUCUCCAGAAACUAUCUAUAAUAAUUUGUGUUUUUAAUUAAGUGUUUUGGAUCUGGCAGUCAUCAAAACAUGAUGUGAGGAACAAGUGUCUAAAUGAGAAGCGAAGGAGAGAGCAGGAGAAUAUUUACAUUGAGGAACUUGCCGAGUUGAUCUCUGCAAGUGUGCCGGACAUGAGUGCCUUCUCUAAACCUGAUAAGUGUGCAAUACUGCAGGAGACGGUCAACACAAUCCAGCAGAUUAGUAAAGAAGAAAUCGGUUCUAGUGAAGCCGUACAACAAAGUCAGGUAUCCUCAAGUAAACCUUCUAUACUGGCCAACGACCUGCUCGGACCUUUGCUUCUUGAGGCACUUGAUGGUUUUUUAUUUGUGGUAAAUAGUCAAGGAAAGGUUGAUUUUGUAUCUGAAAAUGUUAAAGAUUAUUUAAAAUACAACCAGGAUGAUCUAGUUGGAAAGAGUAUAUAUAAUAUAAUACAUGUUGGUGAUCAUGCCCAGUUCAGUAAUAAUUUAUUACCCAUGUCAUUGGGUAAUAAUUUAAGAUUUUCCAAUGAAAAUUCAGUUAAUAAUAAAGCCAAGAAUUUUAACUGUAGAAUGCUUAUAAAACCCCCAAGUGAUGAAGAUAACGAUAUUGAAUUAAAAUCCUACGUGUGGCAAUAUGAAAGCAUGCAGAUUACAGCCGUAUUACAACCAUAUUUAGGUGAAAAAUUCUCGGAAUCAUAUGGUGAAUCAGAAAAUCAGACGUGUUUAGUUUGCAUCUCACGUCUACUGCCUUUAACUGAGAAGGCCAACAUGAUGAUAGGUAUCGAACAAUUUACUACAAAACAAGAUCUUAGUGGAAAAAUACUUGCUUAUGACUCUAGAAGCCUGGCUAAUAAUCAUCGUAUUGCACUAGAGUUUGUUGGACAACCAAUUCAAGAAUUUUGUCAUGCCAAUGAUAUUCAACAGUUAAAUAAACAUUUUCAAGAAGUGCGAAAGAAUGGCAGUAACACAAGUAGUGUGUAUCGGUUUAAAUUAUUAGAAGGAAAAUAUGUUUUUGUUCAGACUAAGAGUAAACUGUUCAGUAAUCCAAUCUCUAAUGAAGCUGAAUUUGUAAUGUCAACACAUUCCAUUAUUAGAGAAUGUGAUUCAGAAGUUGAAUUAAAAGGCUCAGCAUCCACCAGUUUAAUGAAGUCAAUAAUAGGACCUUCUGGCUCUAGUAACCGUGGAAACAAUAUGUCGUCCGGUCUCUCUUCAUCGCUACCUAUGGGCGUUCUAGGUGGACAGAAUAAUUUUAUGAGCCCACAAUCUUCGAGUAAAAUGAAUAUAAGUGACACUAUGAGUGAUUUUGACUUUUUGAACUCCAAUAAUUGGGAUAGUGUGUUCGGUUCGGAGGGAUCUAGUGAUUUGUUGAAUAGUUUAACGAACGUUUCCACGUCUGGAAGUAGUCCCGUCACGUCCAAUCCCUGGCAAGGACUACCGAAAAUGUCACCUAAUAGUUCCAUACUGAACACUAUGCCUAGUCCUGGCGGCAGUAAUAAUGGCCUUGGGAAUAAAAAACCUUCAGCCCUUAAUUUUACACAACGAAAUAACUCGCUGUCCUUCGACGGACAGACGAGUCCUGGAUAUCCAGUCAGUCCAGGACCACGGAGUAGUAGUUUUCAAGUGCCGUCUGGUCGUCUACCAGGGUAUCCGGGACAGAGGAGUCCGGGAUCAGCAGGACAAAUGAGGGCUCAGUAUCAUAUGGCUGGACAACAGAAGAAGAAUCCAAUGAUGUCUCCACCAGCUACAGCCUCAUCGUGGGGUCGAAGUUUAAGCCAAGAUUUACAACCCGUUUCCAGUUCGGUUAGUUCACACAGUCCUCAUCGUCCUCUAGAACAUUCACUAUCAGCUGACUUGUCCCCUCGCUACGCAGACAAGAUCAAUUUUGAUACGUCUAACGGGGGUGGGGCUGGACGAACGGGAAAACUGUGUCAGCUACUUACUCAAGAUACCUCCUUUAACAAAUCAAGUGCAUUGUACAAGCAGCCGAAAAUAGCUCGGAGCGAGUCCGCUUCAUCAGCUCGCUCAUUUAUGGACCGUUUGGACUAUUCUCCUUUUGAAAGCAUUAGUCAGUCGCCUCAACCGGGCACGGGGCAGAGCUCGCCAGAAAAACCUCAGAGUACGUCGAACGAGGAUGGGGAGAGUGUUAACGGUAAACUUCGCGACGAGAAAAAGGACAAUUUAAUAUUAAAGAAGUUGUUGAGUCAGGAUGACGAUGGUGAAGGAGUGCCGUCAAUUAUGGAUCAAGAGGUCACAAGUUCACCUCAGACAUCCAAUAAGAAUGAUAACGAAGCCAACAUUGAUCUUGACAGGAAUGAAGCUGAGGCUAAAAAACCAUCCAACGCCAUUUUAAAGCAAUUAUUGAAUGACGAUAGUCCAGAUGGAGGAGAAGCGACUGGAGAAGAAGAAGAAGUGGAAGAAACAGGUGAUUCCAAAAAAGUUCCAAGUGAACUUCUCCAGAAAUUAUUACAAGAAGAAGAGAAUAGUAUGUUAACUCCAGGGGAAACAACCAUUAGAGAGGCAGACAGUGGAUCAAGAUCACGGCAUCAGUCAGGUCACCAGGAUCUCCAACCCUCAUCCUCUUCCCAGCCAAAUCCUUCCCAGCAACAUCCAUUGAUGGAUGAAUCUAUAUUACGGAUGUUCAACAGCAACAAUAAGAAAUCUGCUACUGAUGCCAACCUCAUGCAGAAUAAAACCCUAGACAGUUUGUUAAAUUCGUUGUGGGAGCGCGAUUCGAAUACCAAUACAACACGCGAGAUGGAAAUGAGGCUCCGUGUACAAAAGAAAAGAAAGGCAUCGGCAUCCGAUGUGGAUAGCACUGACAUGUCCGACACGGAACCGAGUCAGAGUCGUCUAUCCCAGAAAAAUGCUCUCCUGGCUCAAUUGUUGUCGAAAAAAGCUGCGAAGGAAAAUAUGGUUUUAAGUACCCAGCAGACGGUAAAGCCGACCUUGGUUCCCCAAAGUAGAAUUCCCAAAAAUAUAAUUGAGCGUCUGAUACAGGUGAAGAACGAGAAUAAGGAUAAGGAGGGUAACAUGCCGAACCCACGGGAUAAUCCACAGACUAAUCCAAAUAUUCCCUUCCCAGGUAACACCAAGCCUAAUCAGAGUUACCCGCCCUUUAGUGAAUCCAGUCAAGAUUCGUUCCUGAACUCGAAUUACGAAAGUGAGAACAGCCAGCUCGACGCCAUCCAGCAGUUGUUGAACCAAUCGGAAUCAAUGGAGGUCGAUAAUAACGGUGACACCAGCGACCCUCUACUACAACAAAUCCUACAGCAGGCUGCUGACUUGGAACAAGAUAUAAGUUUUAACAGCAACAGUUCCAAUCCACAACAACAACAACAACACCAACAACAACCGUCUCAACAACAACCCCAUACUCAACAACAACAACAACAACAACAACAGCAUCAUCAACAACCCUCAAAUCUUCCCUCAUACCCCUCAACAAACCCCCAUCACCAACAACAACAAACACCCCCCAAACAGUCGCAACCCCCUUCAACAAAUUCUACAGACGUGCCCUCCACUGAUGACGCAGCACUCAUCAGCCAAUUAGAGCAGCUGAUAGGAGACUCUAAUAAUUGGUCUGAUAUUGAUAUUCUAUUAAGCAGCGCAAGUCAGAACCCGCCUGCCUAUAAUAGUCAAGAUGCUAGUGAUCAAAUGGCUAUUAACGCGAUUCAACGUCAGCUAAUGGGAGAAGACGUCAACAAUACUAACUUUAGUCAACCAAUGAUGUCCGAGCUCUUGAACAGACAGAUGGCAUCGCAAGCCCAGAAUCGUAUGAAUCAAAGUCUUGGUCAACAAGGUAUGGGUGGGUUACCUCCGGGUAUAGAUGGACAGUAUAAUCAUCAACAGGUGCCUAAUUGUUCUGGACUACCACCCGGAUACAACCCAGCGUUACAAGGGGUACCCGUGGGACAACAUGGGCCUCGCUUUUCACAACCACAGGGUGGUAUACCAGGACAGCCUCCAACACGUCAUAUGUUCCGUGGUAUGAAUCAGAGUGCUAUGGGAGCCCAGGUUCGCCAAUCUAUACUUCAACAACAAAAACAAAAACAGUUUGAGAAGCGACAACGUUUACAAGCUGUGGAACGACAGAGAUUACUACAACAACAACAUAUGAGGCAGUUUGGUCCACGAUUUCAAGCAAGUAAUAGUUUAGAUGGUAAUCAACCACCAUUUCCAGAGAAUUUAAAUGAACUAAUGAAUACAGGUCAUGCUCCUAAUGUGACAUUACCAGUUCAGAGAGGUCAAAGUUUACCAAGUCCAUUAUCUCCUCGUUACAACACAGGGAAUUUACAACCUCUUAGUCCCAUGUUACCUCCUUCCACUCCCCCCUCACAGUUAUCUCCCCACUUUAACGCCCCAUCGCAACAACAACAGUGGAAUAUGCGACCACAACAAACGGGCAUGACAGGACAAUAUAAUAUACAGCGUCACAGAUCUUUAUCUGGUGGUAAUAUACCCAACUCUGGUGUUGCUCCUCCACCUAGUGGUUUUACGCUACCAGAUACCCAGUUUACUGGUAAUCAGUCCAAGAUGGGUCUGCUGCCACAAUCACCUCAAAAUCAACAGUUGUAUGCCAGACAGAUGUUACAAAGACAGAUGAGUUUACCUCCAGGUCGGGGAUCUCCCAGAACCCCCCACAGUCCAUUUGGUAACAGUCCAGAUCCCAUGUUGAUGUCGCCUAACAGUACGAGUCGUCCACCCCCGCCUCCUCCUCCAGGACCCCAACAAGUCAGUCCACCUUACAGUCAGGGUGCUAUGUCCAGUGGUGGCUUCAACAACUCCCAACCCAUGUCGGCCCCUCCAAGUUAUUCAGCAACUCCUUUAUCAACAUCGGUCAGCUCUAAUAAUACCAGCCAAUCCUUCAAUGAUUUCGACUUGUCUAAUUUUAUAGAUUCUCCAAUGUCUGGUCUAGAAAGUAAAAAGAGUAUGGAUAUGGUGCCUAAUUCAACAUCGCAGUACGUGAAGCAGGAAUUACGCAAUAUCUGUAACGCCCGGUCAGAGAAACAAUUACAGUCCCAACAGUUACAACUACCACAUGAAGCUGGUUUAAGUUAUGAUACAGGAGGAGAAUUACCAUUAGAUAUUCUAGAAACAAUAAAUGAUAUGGCUAAAGAGCAUGGUGGAGGUGGGUUAGGGGAUUAUGAUGAUAUGAAAAAUGAAGAUGUAUUAUCGCAGUCAAGAAAUGAAGCCCGGAAACGUUACGAACAAUUCCGUGCCUUGUCUACACCAGAUCAAGAAGAUCCGGCAGCUAAAGCCACCAGUGUUUUUCGUAACCAAUUACUAACCAAUCAACAAUUAAAACAAGCGGUUAAACAAGGCGGAGGAAAACCCGAACAUAUCACAUCUGUUAAUGUUGUUCAAAAAGAACCAAGAACACCUAUAGACGAUAUAAAACCUGCUGAUCAGAAGAAUAGUUUGUUACAACAAUUACUAUCAGAAUGACGCCAUCUUACAUACUAGGGCAUGAAGGGAAAAAAAAUAUAUUCAUCUGGGCUUUCAAACGUUAAAAAAACAAUAAAAUAUAUUAUUUUUGUAAACAAAUCAAGUAGCUGAGAAAAAUUAUAAGUGCACUCUUUUUCAACGUCAGUGAAAAAAAUACUUUACAAGAAUGUGCACUUUAUAAAAAAAAUAGGUAAAAUGAAGAAGUAGAGAAAUUGACAAAAGUUAUUAAGUGAAUCAGUUGCUCAUUCUGUGUUUCGAGGUGGUGGUAGUGCCAUGUAACAGUGGCAAAUGACGUCAUUUAAACUUGUGAUGUGUGACAGUAGGAAAUGACACCAUUUACAGUUGUUACAGUGGCAAAUGACGUCAUUUACAGUCGUGACAUAUGAUGACUGACGUCAUUUACAGUGGCAAAUGGCAUCAUUUACAGUCGUGACGUCGUGUGACAGUGGCAAAAGUGUGAUCUCAUUUAGAAGUGAAAUUUUGUAUUCAAUCGUAGAAAACUGGGGCUGUAUGACACUCCAGGUAAUUUACUCAGGUUAAGAUUCGCGCCUUAAGAAAUGGAGAGCGGUCGGAGAAGAUAUAAAAGUGGAUUUUGAAACAGACACUAGAAGACGUUAUCCACGGUUUAUAAAUAUUAUUAUCAAGUUUGUUAUAAAUAUAUAUAAUUAUGUUAUUGUACAGAGAGAGAAAGAGUAUUUAGGCAUUUUAACUGCCAGUAGACUUAUGAAAUAUGGAGAUUGUGAUAAUAUUCAAAUUCAACAACAUAUGGAGACAUUGUUACUCAAUAACGCGAUAGUGACGUUGUUACUAAAAAAAUGGUGUCGUUGUUACCAAAUAACAAUGGUGACAUUGCUACUCAGCAAUACAAUGGUGACAUUAUUCGAUAACAGAAAGUUGAUUCAGCAACAAAACCGUGACAUUGUUAUUCAUUAGAUAGUGUUGUUAUUCAGUAACAUAAUAGUGACAUUGUUACUCAGUAACAUAUUAGUGUGUUAUUCAAGAGUGUUGUUAUUCAGUAACAAACUGGGGACAUUGUAAUUCAGUGACUCAGUAACAAACUGGGGACAUUGUUAUCCAGUGAUUUAGUAACAAACUGGGGACAUUGUUAUUCAGUAACAAACUGGGGACAUUGUUAUACAGUAAUUCAGUUACAAACUGGGGACAUUGUUAUACAGUAACAAACUGGGGACAUUGUUAUUCAGUAACAUAGAAGUGGUGUUGUUGAAAGUGCUAUAUGGGGACUUUUGUUGGAAUGUUAAUACAUGAGUGAACUAAAAUAGAAAAAAAUUAUUUACUGUGCGUUUGUUGAUUUGUGAAAGUAAAACGGUGAAUAAUUCUAAAGGGGAAAAAGGUGUAUAUAUCUAUAUAUAGUGAUUGUUUUUUUCGAGAAAAAGAAUUGGUCUUGACGGAACUUUUUUUUAAAAAAAAGUAAAAACGCUCACAGCAUGACCUUGACCUAUAUUGACCUAUAUAGAUAUAUGAAUAUAUAUAUUAUUGUUUAAAUUUCAGUGAUUGAAUAUGAAGUACGAUAUAUUUGAUUUCUGUGUUUUUAUUGAGUGAAAUAAUAAUUGUUGCAUAUUAUUCUGUGACUGUUCAAUGAUAAACUGACUUAUUAUUCUGUGAAUGUUCAAUGAUAAACUGACUUAUUAUUCUGUGAAUGUUCAAUGAUAAACUGACUUAUUAUUCUGUGAAUGUUUAAUGAUAAACUGACAUUCUGUGACUGUUCAGUGAUAAAUUGAUAUAUUAUUCUGUGAAUGUUGAAUGAUAAACUGACUUAUUAUUCUGUGAAUGUUCAAUGAUAAUAAAUUGACUUAUUAUUCUGGGACUGUUCAAUGAUAAUAAAUUGACUUAUUAUUCUGUGAAUGUUCAAUGAUAGUAAAUUGACUUAUUAUUCUGGGACUGUUCAAUGAUAAUAAAUUGACUUAUUACUAUACAUUCACCACAUUAUUAUCUAGCCUCGUUUUGUCUGCAUAUCACAGAAACACUAUUUUAGAAAUGUUAUUUUCAUUUUGGAUAAAAUUAUAGACAAGUUUUUAGGGAUAGGAUUUCUCUGACCCUAUCUUUAUGUAUCAUAUUUGAUGAUUUACUAAUAUUGUUAUAGAAAAUAAUGAGUUUCAGUUGAAUACAGUAGCAGAUUAAUAGAAUGAAAUGUAUUACUACAGAAUUAUGAUCUCUUGGAUUAUCCAUUGCAUUAAAGAUAGGGCAGGUAACUUCUUUUUUUAAGGCAUGAUUGUGUAGGUACUUUAGACACCCCCAUCAUCCUCUGAAAUCCUGUUUGGGGCAUUCUGGGUCAAGUCAUCCCCAAAAAUGAGAAAAGGUAAUCCUUACCCCAUUUCGUUUUUGCUGAAAAUUGGUUUACAUACUUGUUUUUUUUCUGCAAUGGUUGACAGUUCCUUAGAUAUGGCCUAUUCAUUUUGAUGGAUGCCAAUAUUCAGGGUAACGUAGCUCAGGUUAUUUUUGUAAAGAUAAUUCCACCAAGAAUUUUAUUUUGGAAAACAUGAAAUGGGGUUUAAUGUCCUACUUUAUGGACCAACUAAGCUAUUGAAGAUUUUUUUUAUUAUUUUGGACAAAAGGGUGUUUUAAAUUCUGCUUUUACAACCAAAAUAAGCAAGCAUAUAAACCGAAUUUGAAGGAGAUACUUUUGAUCUCGUCAGGUGAUUUGACACAGAUUGACCCAAAAGAUUAAAUGUGAGUAGUUAAUUACGAUACCAUGAAGGUAAAUAUCAUUUCUGGAAAAUCAUUUGAAAGGGGUGCGGCCUUCUCAUUAACAAAAUACAAAAAUCACCUUUAAACAAUCUCUCAAGUGCCUGAUUUCAUAAUACUCAGUGAAUAGCUUUUAACCAGCCAUUGUUGAUGCGAUUCCAUUCACUAUCAUGAUUAUCUGGCAGCAAGCACAUUGUCCCAAUUUUCAUCUUAAAAGUUCUAGCCUAAUGUAUUCUCUGGAUCAAUUUAUUUUCUCUGUAGGUGCGACAGAAAAUAUAUAUUAUGGUUCUCAACCAUUGCCUUGUCACAUAUAAAGGUCUUCGUUGUCUGUUUAUCUCUGUUCUAUUAAUAGAUAGGGACAUCCCUAAUCUAAUAAUAGAUAGGGUUCACCCCUGAUCUAAUAAUAGAUAGGGUUAUCCCAGAUCUAAUAAUAGAUAGGCUUCAUCUCUGAUUUAAUGAUAGUAGGGUUCAUCCCUGAUCUAAUGAUAGAAGGGGUUCAGCACUGAUCUAAUAAUAGAUAGGGUUAUCCCUGAUCUUAUAAUAGAAAGGGUUAUCCCUGAUCUAAUAAUAGAUCUAAUAUAAAAUACAGGGUGUUGUGGGCAGGGCUGUAAUAAUGUACUUGCUGUCAUUUAGAAGUCAAACUUACACAUUUAGAAGCAUAGAAUAAUAACCUUGUCUGUUAUAUGUAGAAAUUGUUGAACUUGUGAAUAGGAUUUACAUAUUUGUUAUUUGUACAUAACUGUGUAUAUAUUAUAUAGAUAUAUAUAAGAUGAUUGAUGUAUAAUGAGUAGCCAGUCUUGUAAAUCUGUGUUAGCUGUUCCUUUCUCCUCCCUCCUCUUAACACUCUUUUGUCAUACGGUUAUAAAUGUAAAUAUAGUAUUUGUUAAACCGUUAUAUCUGCAGUGCAGUGAGCUAAACAACUUGCUUUAAGGUUUCUGUUUUUGUUGUGGCAGCCAUUUUGUUUGGAUUAAAAAAACAGGUAAAGAAACUUGAUAUUGCAGGUUUGUUAGGUAGUCAUGGCAACAUUUUCAUCAUUUUGUCUAAUUUGUUAAGUUUAUUUGUUUUGAAUGAGAUUUGAAUGUUUAAUUAAGAAAUGUUAUUUUUUAAUGAACGACUUGAGCCUCUUUAUUUAUACUUUUAUCUUGAUGGUGAGCAUAUCUUAACAAGUCUUAAACAAUCUUUGUAUGUAUAGAGUUAGAUACUUAGGCCAGAUUAAUUUUAUUUUUAGUUCUUUGGGGUCCUCCCUGUUCAAUAAAUAACCCACUCAAUUUUUGUGCAAAGAGCAACAAAGUUCUUUUUUUAAAUUAGGUUCUGUUUCCUGAAGAAAUUGGAGACAGAUAGGUGUUCCCGAAGUACAGCAAGGGUUGGAAGGCUGAUUGGUUAGCGUGUGCACGCUGUAUCGUAAGGUCUGUCAUUGAGUCAACUGGCGUGGUUUUGAUUCCCCAGUUGUAUGUGACAACCUCAUGGGUUUUCUCCCGGUCCUCCUCCGGUUUCCUCCCUCUGCUAACGACCCCUACGCAAAUUAUUGAAAUAAAAUUGAACCAUAUGUUAGUCCCGAAAUGACCUACUAGUUUGUGUCGAGUGGACUUUGAACCCCAUUUCUCUCUCUCUAUGAAGAAAUCGCAGAUCGAUAGGUGUUCCCAAAGAACAGAAAGUGAAAUUCGUGUGGCCUUGAUGUAUAUUAACCUGAAAAGAAAUAUUCAUAGGUCGAUAUAGGAUAAUUGAAUGCUAAGUAAAGAUUAGCUGUGAAUGGGAAGUGGUAUCAGAUGUUAAAGAAAGAGUCAAUCUGAUUAAAAUACAGAUCUAUAUUUCGUUUUUUUUUUUAUACUUUCGAUGGCCUACGCUACAUGAAGAUCCGACCGGUUGUAGCGAUAGAUCGCGUCAGAGGUCAAAUGAGCGGCUUUUGACCCUAUGAAGUCAGACAUUUGAUUAACCAAUCACCAUUGAUGAUUCUAGUGGAUUACCCACAGUUCCGUGCAAGACACGUCUAAAGCUCGCCGUAACAGACUGUUUCAUUGGCUAAUCCCUCACAUUAUCCAGAACACGUGUUAAAUAACAACUCUGUCAGAUCCUAGUGUAGUUGAAGACAAGUAAAACCAAAUUUUGAACUAUAAUAAACGAAACGAAAUAGGGUCUGUAUUUUAAUCAGAUUGAGAAAGAGUAAAAGUGUUAAUUCACCAUUUAGUUUAUUGUUUAUUUCUUCUUUGAGAAUACAUCUGUGUUAGAUUUUUAAGAGACAGUUGCCAUAUUCUCUCCUUAUUUCUAUCAUCUGUCUUCUCUUCUAUCUUCUUUAAAGCUGUUGAUCGUCAUUUAACGGGGAGCCACGGUGGCUCAGUGAGUAAGAUGUUGGCUCGCUAACCUGGAGGUCCUGUGUUCGAUCCCUGCGUUGGCCGACAAAGUUCAUCAGGAGUUUUCGGCUUGGUUCCUGCUUAUCAGUGGUCCAGUCGGAGAGAGCCCGGCAAGGUGCAAGGUAUAGUCAUUCGGAUAUGACGUAAAACCAAGGUCUUUUGUAUGGAAUUCUAUAUAAGAGUAGGUCUGUCAUUGAGUCAACUAGCGUGAUUUCAAUUCCACGGUUGUAUGUGACAAGGAGUAGGAUCGCCUCGCCAACCUCGUGGGUUUUCACCGGGUCCUCUGGUUUCCUCCCACUGCUAAAGACCCCUACGCGCAAGCGGAUUAUUGAAAUAAAAUUGAACCAUGUGUUAGUCCCAAAAUGACCUAGUUUGUGUCGAGUGGACCUUACACCCCAUUUCUCUCUCUCAAUAUUACAAAAAUAUGUUGGAUUAAAAAAUUAAACAUUGUCAGAAGAAUACAAAUGUAAAUCUGAUCAUCAACAGCUUUGAGAAAUUUCCUUCUUAGAAUUCUUCUUUUCUUAACAUGGCUCGUGUUAAUUGAUAAAUUAGAGUUGAUUAAAUGUAUGAAGAAUGUUACUAUGACAACUAUUAAUACAACUUGUCGGUAUUGUACAGCAUGAUAUAAUUGUCACAUGUAAUUAUUAACAAACUAAGCCAAUUGUAAAAACAAAGUAAAUCAUUAUAGCAACAAUCAAGCCUUGACAUAAAUUACCUGCCACGGUCAUUGUCAGGCAGGAAUUAUCACACAACGUAUAUCAGGUUCUGUAUGCGUAGGCUUAUAUUUAUACGUUGAGAGGGGGGGUGGAUGGCCGAAUGGUUAGUAGUGCGCUCUGUAUCAUUAGGCCUGUCAUUGAGUCAACUGGCGUGGUUUCGAAUCCCCAGUUGUACGUGACAAGGAGUAGGGUCGCCUGUCCAACCUUGUGGGUUUUCUCCGGGACCUACAGUUUCCUCCUACUGCUAAACACCCCUACGCGCCAGCGAAUUAUUGAAAUAAAAUUGAACCAUGUGUUAGUCCCGAAAUGACCUAGUUUGUGUUGAGUGGACGUUAAACCCCAUUUCUCUAUCUCUCUUACACGUUGAGUGAUAAUUUGUAUUGGACAAAGUCUGUGACAGGUGCCUUAUGUCCGGGCUUGGCCACAAUGCGGAAUUUUAUAGAGCUAUAUUUGAAUUUGUUUCUCAUCGUUUAGGGAAAGCAAGGAACUAUUAAAUUGGGUUCUUUCAUCUGUCGGUCACACCUUUUGGAACACAAUAACUCUGCGUUAAAUUGGUGUAGAUGUUCAUUUGUUAAUACCUCGACUGGGUUUGAUGAAGAAUAUUGGCCACUUAGGUAUUUUAAUUUGUCAAUGCUUUGGAAAACGAUCAAUUUGAUUCAGAUUGAAAGUGUUAAGUUUAAUAAUGAUCAUUUAAUAAGCAGGGUGAAGAGCAGUUUGAUUGCUCAAUGCUUUAAAAAAAGAUCAAUGAAAUAUAUCUAUUUUGGGAUUAAGGCGGGGAACAUUGGUCUCGCUGUAAGAUUUAGAUAAAAGUGUUGUCCAUUUUUGCUAUAAUAGUUCACCGUUGGCUUGCUUCAUUUAUAAUUUCAUGUACACGUAAUAAUUUCAUGGAUUACAGUAAUGUUGUUGCUCUUAAAAAGUGCUAAAAGACUUGUUACAUGUUGUUCGAAUUACACCUUAUUGAAAUAUAGUCAGGUACACAAUAUACUGUGUCUGAUAGACUCAUACAGUCAGUGUAGCCUUUCACUACAAGACUGUUUUACUCACAGGAAUGGAAGCUGAAAUAAUAGAUUUUCAUCUUAAUAAAAAUCUCUCCCACAAAUAUGAAUUAAUACUGGUUGGUUUAAAGCAUCAGGUGGGGAUGUCCGUCUGGAUGGAUAAUUCUUAAUAAUAUUAAUAGUCUUCUUUGAGCCGCAUUUAGCAAUUGACACACAUAAUAAACACAAAAACAUACUAUGGAACACAAUUACUAUUUUAAUUUUAGCAACGUUUUAUUGAGAGAAGCAAACCCUCAACAAGUAGUAGCUUUAAUUAAAAUAGUAAUAGUUUUUGUGUUUAUUAAUAUUCAUAUUGAUAUUAAUUUUGAUGUUGAUUGGACAAUUAAAAAAGGUUCAUCCAUUUAAUUUGACAAUUAAAAAAAUGAGUCAUCCAUUUAAUUGGACAAUUCAAAAAUGAUUUAUCCAGUUCAUUGGACAAUUCAAAAAUGCUUCAUCCAGUUCAUUGGACAAUUCAAAAUGUUUUAUCCAGUUCAUUGGACAGUUUUUCAUCCAUUUAGAUAUCAGUAAGAAUUGUCUCUUCCUGGCAUGACAUGCUUACUAGUUGAUUGAGGUCUUAGUAUUAAUAUUUUUGUAAGAGAGAGAUGAUUUAAUUAAGAAGAAGGACUUAUUAUAUUGUUCUCAGCCUGUGGUUGUGUCAUAUACUGAUAUUACCAUUUUAAUGUUGUAAAUAAAUUGUCAUGGUCUUUGGCCAUUACAAGUGAUCUGUUAUUAUCAUGAAUUAAUUGGCCGCGCUAUGUCAUGUAGCCUAUACACAAAUACAUAUAUAAAAUCUAUACAAAUUAAA
Molecule: messenger RNA, 13220 nt
Organism: Patella vulgata (common limpet)
Lineage: Eukaryota; Metazoa; Mollusca; Gastropoda; Patellidae
Product: nuclear receptor coactivator 2
Exons: 23
Coding region: 320-5614 (1764 amino acids)
Biological process (GO): positive regulation of transcription by RNA polymerase II; cellular response to hormone stimulus
Cellular component (GO): nucleus
Molecular function (GO): nuclear receptor binding; protein dimerization activity
Source: RefSeq, a predicted model, not a curated record